Messenger RNA from Lactuca virosa, 288 nucleotides. The record is from the annotation of a GenBank genome assembly. NCBI's taxonomy places the organism in Eukaryota, Viridiplantae, Streptophyta, Magnoliopsida, Asterales, Asteraceae.
AUGAUUGUGUAUAUUUCUCUCUCUCGCCAUGGGUUGGUGGAGAUUUGUGACGGACUUCGAACUUCUAUAAAGUAUUGGAAGGAAGAUAUCUUCUUCGUUCAUGCCUCCACUUUUCCUGGACCUAUGGUGUAUGGUGCUUCUACUAAUAGGGUUGUCGGUCCCUCGCCUGAAUUGACCCUCGAAGAGCAAAGUGUCGUAGAUCGUCUGUCAGAGAACUUUGUUAAGUGCACGGAUACUAAGGAAAUAAUGUUGGGCAUGGCAGAGAUAAGUCCUCAUUGGAAUAAAUGA